Magnolia sinica is the source of this 2130-nucleotide messenger RNA. RefSeq names its product zinc-finger homeodomain protein 4-like. Gene Ontology annotation, cellular component: nucleus. Gene Ontology annotation, molecular function: transcription cis-regulatory region binding; DNA-binding transcription factor activity. The record is from RefSeq and is a predicted model, not a curated record. The coding region runs from base 996 to 1817 and encodes 273 amino acids. Gene Ontology annotation, biological process: regulation of developmental process; regulation of DNA-templated transcription. Lineage: Eukaryota; Viridiplantae; Streptophyta; Magnoliopsida; Magnoliales; Magnoliaceae. The transcript has a single exon.
CCCACCUCUCUCUCUCUCUCUCUCUCUCUCUCUCUCUCUCUGAACAAGAUAGAACUUAGAAGAAGAUAGUUUUUUUUUCUCCUUUGUUUGCUUCAGCUUUGUACAGAGAAACUGAUAUGGGUAAUCAAUCAUGGUUAUAAUAGAGGAAAUACCCAUGCUGUUUUGAUGGUCUGCAUUCCAUUUUCUUCCUCCAUACUCUAUUUCUAAAGUAGGAAAAAAUAAGAGGAGCUUGCUUCUUGUUUUACCUUUCCAACCCAACCUCUCUCUCUCUCUCUCUCUCUCUCUCUCUCUCUCUCUCUCUCUCUCUCUCUCUCUCUCUCAUUUGUUUGAAUUUGGGAGAAGUCUCCUUACCGACCCACCAGCAUUCUGCAUUGUAGCAAAACUCCAACUAUUCGAAACUACUGUGUCAUGUUAUCUGGUUUUCUUAGACAAAAGGCUCUCAGGAAGGUCAGUAUCUCCCACCUUCUAAUUCUUUUUUUCUCUUUGUGCUUUUCCUCUCUCAUAGCUUCUCCAGAGAAAACAAGAUAUUGGUACUUAGCUUAGAGUCUCCAACAAUCUCAGACCAGAAGAAACUGCGAAUUUAAUUAGCCGGGUCCAGUUUUCUAGUCUUUUUCUUUCCUUCUUCCUUCCUUCAAUUGGGCUUACCAGGAAAAGAAAAGGAAAAAAAGAAAAAAGAAAUGUGUAUGUAGCUUGGUCGCCUAAAUCUCAGUCCCAAAAUGAAAAUCUCUUAUGGGUUUGUUAGCAAAAUUGAAGAAAUGGGUAUUAAGAAAAGGUUCUUAAGAAUCUCAGUUGCUACAGUUCUCUAGUGUGUGUAUUUCUACUAGAAAAGUGUGUUUUUUUGAAGUUAUUUUUAUUUUUAUUUUUAAUGUUUAUUUGAAAGAGUCAAGAACCUCAGAAUCAAAACAACUGCUAAUUUAUUGGAUUGGGUCUCAUUCUCUCUUUUCUUUUGGUCUUUUUUGUCAUCCAAACAAAACCCAGAAAGAGGAGAGAAAAAAAUGGAUAUUUCCACUCAUGAAGUAGAAAUCCCAAUCCCAAUAAGCAGCAGCUAUGCAGGUGGUGGACAUGGACCUCAUGUUCAUGCCCACAUGAUCCAUGACCCCCACCACAUCAUCCCAUCAUCAGCUACCCAGCUCCUUCCCUCAAAUGGGCCUAUCCCUCCUCCAACACUAGUAGUAGAGGACCAUACGCCAUACAAGAAAUCGAUCAGGUACAAAGAAUGCCUAAAGAACCAUGCAGCAGCCAUGGGUGGGAAUGCCACAGAUGGGUGUGGUGAGUUCAUGCCAGGUGGAGAGGAAGGAACCCUUGAAGCCCUCAAAUGCUCAGCCUGCAGCUGUCACAGGAACUUCCACAGGAAAGACAUAGAAGGCGACCCCUCCUGUGACUUGUACCAUCAUCUCAGGGUGGGGCCCAGGAAGGUAGUUGGCCAGAAGGGUGUCCUGAUUGCUGGGCCAGAUGCAUUUGGGUACCCCACAGCAGGCAGCCUCAUGACCCCCAGGCCCACUACUCAGAUGAUAAUGUCAUACAACUUGGGAGGGCUGCCAUCAGAGUCAGAUGAACAGGAGGGGGGUGGUGGGGCCCAGGCCAGGCAUCCAAUGGUGAAGAAGAGGUUUAGGACCAAGUUCACAGCAGAGCAGAAGGAAAAGAUGUUGGAGUUUGCUGACAAGGUUGGGUGGAGGAUUCAAAAGCAAGAGGAAGGAGUGGUGCAGCAGUUCUGCCAAGAGAUUGGUGUGAAGAGGAGAGUUCUCAAGGUUUGGAUGCACAACAACAAGCAUAACCUUGCAAAGAAGGUUUCUACACCUACUUCCACUGAGGGCUGAUUUUUUUAUUUCCUUUUUCUAGAAAGAUCAAUGCAAGAUGAUGGAGAGAGGUUGGUCUUUUUUUUUUCUUUUUUUUUUUCUUUUUUUGCAUUAGGAGGGUGCAUGAUGUAGUUUUAUUAGGUUUGGUAUAUUUUUUGAAUUGAGUGGUGUAUGUGUUCAUCUCCAGCGUAGAAAAUGAUUUAAAAUCUUUAACAUUAGAAUGGGUUUGGGUCUUACUCUUCUAUGGUUGAACUCACUUUAUUUUCAAGUUGUUUUACUUUUGUCUUGUUUAUCUAGUCCUUUGUCUUGUUUUAAUUUUGGGAAAGCUCUCUUA